Colletotrichum fioriniae is the source of this 2256-nucleotide messenger RNA. NCBI's taxonomy places the organism in Eukaryota, Fungi, Ascomycota, Sordariomycetes, Glomerellales, Glomerellaceae. The record is from RefSeq and is a predicted model, not a curated record.
AUGGUGGGGAAAGGGGACUACAACGACAUAUUCUGGAUCACAGCCGUCUCGCUCCCGCUUCCCCCGUGGCCGAAUUCACUGGCCCUGUCCAAAGCGAUUCUUCUUCAUCCUGGCAAUGCAAAGAAGUUUGACAGAUUUGUCGAGUUGAAGACCUUGUCCGACCGUCAAGAGCGAAUACACAUCAACCUCGUUGUUCUUUUCCGGCUUCUGUUACGAUGUCAACAUCUGGCCUUCGAUCGCACCCGCUUUUGGGACUUCAUACGCGAUCACUGGGGUGUGUAUAAUGCCAGCUCUCGAAUGGCCGAGGACCUUGCAGAAAUCUACUCCGAUCGUCGCCGCGUAUACCUGGAAACCCCAAAAAUUUACAAGAAGCGCCAUAACUUUCUGAGUAAUCUCAUCGACGCGUGGAAUUCCCGGGAUCCUGACCCGCCAGUCGGUGCCCAGCCGACAACCCAGGAACUUGAGGAAGAGUGGAAGUACGUUGAGGAAUCAUGGUCAGAGCUGAUGAAGCAUGACCGGAUGUCCAUCAUUGACCCAGACAAUCCUCCCAUGUAUGGGUCGUUCCCCAUCAAGAAGGGUACACCAUCGAGCUUUCGAAUAAGAGGUGGAAGCAUACGCAGCACCGGCCAGGAUCUCGCCUCGCGCAUCUCGGUACCAUCACUCCAGCGUCAACGGAGGGACUCUUCCACUAGCGCCCACCUCCAGAAGAUACUUUCUGGCAAGAGUCUCCCACGCGUCUCGAUGCCAACACCGGACAGGCAACGCAUAGCUUCUUCCGGCCAAGAUGGCAUCAGGCCGUCUACUCCGGGUGCUUCAGAAAGCGUUAUUGAUGACCUCAUUCAAAGCGAAGGGCGGAAACGGAAACUUAGCCCCGAUGCACCCAACUCUUUCAAAAGGCAAUGCGUCCCGUGGUCGCCGUCAAGCUCCCCGCGACUGGACUUGCAGCUCACCCCUUGUCACAAGGAGCCCUCUAGCCAAGUGAUGAGCAGCCAAGACCAUCAACAAACACCCACUUACCAUGGGGCAACAGACUCGACACUUAAUACAAGUCAGGAUUUGGCUGAAGAACAACACGAGACAUACGACCCGUCCCUGGACGAUCUAGCCACUAUCGGACACCAGAAAGAGUCACAGUAUGGCGAUGAGCUACUCCAAUUGCUCGAAACCAGAGUUGGACAAAACGACGAGACUAUGCGGCUCUUGAAAGCGCAAACAAGCCUCGUCAUGGAAUAUGGGGAACUUUCAAGUGAUAUCCGGAAAGCACACGACCAGCUCAACCUGCUCGCUGCUUCAAAGUGCCAAGAUGCCCUACAAAAAUUGGAUGUCCUCAGUAGCCAGAUAAACAGCCUUGUUGCAGAGAUUAUGACAUGUCGCAAGUCGGGCCGAGAGAUUCAACAACGACAGCAAGGUCAGCAUGACCUUAUCAAAAGAUUUGAAGGCGAUUUGGAGACGUUGAACCAAGAGAUGAAGGAAGUCAAAUAUGGUCUUCUGUCCAACACAGAUGCGUCUCAAGCUUCCGAGGCAAGCAAGAAAACCGUCAGAUUAGGAUUGGAAGAUCGAAAGGAGGUGGAUAUUCAGCAGAGUACUCGGACGGGAGAACGGCUAGCCGCAUUGGAAGAAUGGGUGGGCGCGCAGCCUCACUCGAUCCUGCCAUCUCCAGAGGUCUUUGAAGAGCGCAUUGAGAGGAUAGAAAGGGCCAUCGCCGACCAAGUACCGAAUGCUGAUUACAUGCCUCGGAUUAUAAAGAUGGAGGAGGCCAUCACCAUCAGCACAGCCUUGAUCAAUAAUUGCAGAACACUUGUCGAUGUUAGCAAAACCUCCCUAGAUCAACACCUAGGCACCUUCCACAAUCGCAUCGCAAUGGUGGAGGCCCGCCUUGCGAACCACGUUGCCGAGCAGGCGGAAACAAAGAAAGAACAGGCCAAGAGAAUGGAUCGAAUCGAGGCCGAGCUUCAACGCCAAAAAGAGACAACAUCUACACAACAGCAGCCUAUUCUCGGUCGUCAGCAUGUAACCGAAAGUCACGGUUUCCAGGCCCAAUUGAAUGCGCUCAAGAACUCAUUGGCUGUUCUGGCGCGAGGUCAGAGCAUGGAAAACGUUGAUAGAACCUCAACAACACCAUUAACGCCAAUAACACCAUUAUCCCAGGCCAACCAGAGCUCUCUGAACCGUCUCCCGAGGCCAGUACAGAAUGGAGUGCUAGCUGGCUUGACAAGGCCCCAACACAAUGCCGCACCCAUCAAGGAUGAAACUUGA